AUGGCGGCGUCUCUUCUGCAAUAUCUCUUCACCAAUCCGGUCUCGGAUAUAAUAAGAGACCGUCAAAUCAUAGAGAUUCAUGAUCGCUGUAUUAAUGUGAAUCUGAGGUCUUCGGAGGUGCCUGAGAUACUGAGAAGUGAUUUGUUCAUUUCACCUUACCCUACUCUUACCGUGCUUCAGCAGGCCUAUGUCUCGGCAAAAGAAAGCUGCUCUGCAACGCUUGUCAAUACUUUUGCCGAGCUCGAAGCAGAGUAUGUUCGGUAUGUAGAAGAAUCCACGGGUAAGCCCGUUUGGGGUGUAGCCCAUCCAUUACACAGACCCCAACAUGGGAUCAACAAUGAGUUGGAGUGCAUCCGUUGGCUGGACACCCAGAAGCAUAACUCAGUCCUCGACGUCUCCUUUGGAUCUCAGGCCUUUCUUUCGGAAGACCAAACGAAAGUUCUCGCAAGGGGCAUUGCAGCCAGUAAGCAGCGUUUCGUUUGGACGAUUAAAGAUCUAGUUGGAAGCAACGUUAAUUCCUGUGAUUUUCUUCCCGAGGAUUUCAUGGAAGAAUCCAUGGGUGGGUCCCUCAGCUGCUCAUUCUUUCACAUCCUUCGACUGCAGUUUUCAUGA
Molecule: messenger RNA, 612 nt
Organism: Cryptomeria japonica (Japanese cedar)
Lineage: Eukaryota; Viridiplantae; Streptophyta; Pinopsida; Cupressales; Cupressaceae
Product: UDP-glycosyltransferase 73B3-like
Exons: 1
Coding region: 1-612 (203 amino acids)
Source: RefSeq, a predicted model, not a curated record